Molecule: messenger RNA, 1302 nt
Organism: Ictalurus furcatus (blue catfish)
Lineage: Eukaryota; Metazoa; Chordata; Actinopteri; Siluriformes; Ictaluridae
Gene: drg2
Product: developmentally regulated GTP binding protein 2
Exons: 13
Coding region: 141-1235 (364 amino acids)
Biological process (GO): cytoplasmic translation
Cellular component (GO): cytoplasm
Molecular function (GO): GTPase activity; GTP binding
Source: RefSeq, a predicted model, not a curated record
UCUGCGUUGCACCACCGUCUUUCGCUCGGGUGGUGGUGGUGGUGACGUCAUCACCUGGUCAUGCUGCAGACUUCGAUUUGUUCAAAAUUUGUACACUCUUCCUUGUUGCCUGUUUCUGAAGGCCUCGUGCUUGUGGGACGAUGGGUAUUCUGGAGAAGAUAGCCGAGAUUGAGCGAGAAAUCGCUCGAACUCAGAAAAACAAAGCGACCGAGUACCAUCUAGGUUUGCUAAAAGCCAAGCUCGCCAAGUACAGAUCCCAGCUUCUGGAGCCUUCAAAAUCAUCCGGAGCCAAAGGUGAAGGCUUUGAUGUAAUGAAAUCGGGUGAUGCCCGGGUUGCUCUAAUUGGGUUUCCGUCAGUUGGCAAGUCUACAUUUCUGAGCUUAAUGACCUCAACAGAAAGCGAAGCGGCUUCAUAUGAGUUCACUACACUAACCUGCAUCCCAGGUGUUAUUGAGUAUAAAGGUGCCAACAUACAGCUGCUGGAUUUGCCCGGAAUCAUUGAAGGAGCAGCUCAAGGAAAGGGUAGAGGCAGACAGGUGAUCGCUGUAGCCAGAACUGCAGAUGUGGUUAUCAUGAUGCUGGAUGCAACCAAAGGUGAUGUGCAAAGGGAACUUCUGGAAAAAGAGCUUGAAUCGGUUGGGAUCAGACUCAACCGGUGUAAACCCAAUAUUUACUUUAAGCCUAAGAAAGGUGGUGGUCUGUCCUUUAAUUCGACGGUUCCUCUUACACAUUGCUCUGAGAAGCUUGUGCAGCUCAUUCUUCAUGAGUAUAAAAUCUUCAAUGCUGAGGUUCUGUUUAGAGAAGACUGUACAUCAGAUGAAUUUAUUGACGUCAUCAUGGGCAACAGAGUGUACAUGCCUUGUUUAUAUGUGUACAACAAAGUGGACCAGAUUUCUAUAGAAGAAGUCGACCGUCUCGCCCGUCAGUGCAACAGUGUGGUGAUCAGCUGCGGCAUGAAACUGAAUCUAGACUACCUCCUGGAGCAGCUGUGGGAAUACCUGGCUCUGAUCUGUCUCUACACCAAGAAGAGAGGAGAGCGGCCUGAUUUUGGUGACCCAAUCAUCAUGAGAAGAGGCGCAUCAGUAGAACAUGUGUGCCACAGAAUCCACAGAACAUUAGCCAGUCAGUUCAAGUACGCACUUGUCUGGGGAACGAGCACGAAGUACAGCCCGCAGCGAGUAGGACUGACGCACAUUAUGGAACAUGAGGAUGUAAUUCAGAUUGUGAAGAAAUAAUUAUCCUGUCUUCAUUCACAGUGUCAUUGUACAAUUACAAAAGAUUACAUUUUUACCCUAUACACAA